AGUUUCUAAUCAGUAUUGUUUUGUGAAGAAAUCUAUCAUGCUAUCAUGCAUGGCGUAACACUACGAUUUAGUGAUUGCAGUGUUCACAUUGGAGCGCUAGUCACUUUGGAGUUUCACUGGAGUUCCGGCAGUAUUGUGUAGCGAGCACUCGGGUGCCACGAAUAUUAUUACUUUUGUCGCCGGUGAUGUGACACAGCGUGGAGACAACAACGGCAUCGCUAUUUCAGGAAGGCACAGGGAUGUCGGAACUGGUGCGAAUGAACCAAAGUAGCCCCACCAGGGCACUGGAUGUUGAUUUGUCAGAUUUACUUGCUGGUCUGGCUUACUUGAGUGGCGGCAGAGACUGUGUUGGCUUCUCCAUCAUCACCAUACCCACUGGAAUAGGUCUAGAAGAAACUGGAAUCGACUCACUGACAAGAAUUCUCCAGUACUAUACCUGUGUUGCCAGGGAAGACACUUUGUUCGUGGGCUGUGCUGUGUACAUGGACCUCACAGACACAGAUGUGGAGUCUAGACUAUGUGUUCUCCUUGCCCUGCAGCAGUUCAAAAAAUGGUAUGAUCAGUCGGUCGGCAGUGGCUUGAGCUUCUAUUUCUUCACCGCAGUACAACUAGCUGAAGGAAAGGCAAAUGCAAUCUCUGGUCUCUUACGGAGCUGUGUUGGACAACAGCACACACUGGUCCAGGGAUCCAAAGACCUCGAGCAGUACUCUAGCCCGGACCAGAGAACAGAGGACAUGAGAGGCACAAUGCCCUUCGAUCUGGAUAGCUGGGUGCAGUGGAGAUUUAAACUAGAGCCGUUCUUUGCGGACUGCACCAGCUGCAGUAAACGUGCCUGCCUGCGCCUGGAAGACCUUGAGGGCAGUGGCACUCCAAUCAGUGCCAACAUCAGUACCUACACUGAGGAACUGAUCAAGUUGAAACUGGACAUUUUGCUGAAUGAAGGCGCAAUACUUUUGGAGAGCCUGUUCAAAGUUCCCUCAGACCCAGUCAAGCUAGCCAUGACGCAAACCCGCCACUACCAGCAGGUGCAAGAGAGAAUAUUUGAAAUGAACGCCAUGCUAAGAGGGCUACGCAAAGACUUGGCGCUCGCUUGCGGAUUCGAUGCUGAUGGUAGACCGGUGGAACCUGAAAGCAGAGAUGUCGAGGAUGGGAAAGCAGCUGCAGCAGCAAAGGAAGUGGAAGAGAAGCAGCCACCGGCAGAAGUUCCCAACCCUCUGCGGGCGAGUAUGCAACGGAUUUCUGAUUGGAUAUGCCUGAAGGGCUUAACCUUCCUAUCGACCAACUGCCAGAAACCCGGCUACAGCAAAGAGGAGUGCCAGGCAAACCUGCAGAGCUUCUUCCAGUUCCGUGCUGACGCGGCUGAUGACUACAUCAGCGGAGGGACAACGGUGACCGAGAGCAUUAUCAAUAACACUGAUGACACCCAUCCAGCUGAUCUUGUGCAGGAAGCUACACAGCUACACAGCCUGGUGGUUACGUUCAGAACAAGCCUCUCGGAGUGGCGGGAACGCAUCGAGCAUGCCAUCGAAUGGCACGCUCUCUCCAGCGAAAUAUUAGCGUGGUCGGCACUCUGCUUGGAGAUGCUGAUAUCAGACGCGAUGACCGGUGGCUGUCUACCUGCCGAGGAAGUUGUGGAGCAUCUGGACACAUGGCUACACGAUCACCCAGCACCCAGCAGCGAUCAACGCCAGAGGCUGUCAGCGCUGUCGUUUGCCCUUCGCCGUCAUAACUUUUUCUCGAUGGAGACGGAGACUGUAUGUAGUGCACUGAGUCGGUCUGAGACACAGUUCCAGAAUGAGCGAGCAACGGUCGUCGAGAAGGUUGUCCUCGACAAGGCAGCAGCAGCAGCAGCAGAGCUGACAAAAGCUACAGACGACUCCACCACUCAAGUGCAAGCAGCAGUACAGGGAGGUGGUGCGGAUGCCACGCGGCAAGCUGUUGAGAGUGGAGAGAGCCCUGUACCGGCAGCCUACACCGCGUCACACCUGACUUCCACAGCCAUGACCGUGGAGAAGAGAACACCGUCGCCGGCUCUACAAGAGAAGAUUGAUCAACUUCUGGAUGGUCAGGUUGUUAACCAGGCACUGUUCCAAAUAUCCGAAGGGUUCACCGACACCUCCCAUGACGACAGUAGUCAGUCAAGCUUCUGUUCAGACUCGUCUGGUUUCUUCUAUGCUGACUCUACGUGCCCUAACACACAGUCAAUAGAGGUCGAUACGGCCAGCACGGAGAAGGUUGGUCGUUCUGCCCUGGGCCGUGUUUCCAGGGUAUCCAUAGCCGACAUAGCAGCCACACCUCUCUUGCAUGACCUUCCAAUCAGCCGUGUGACUCCACCUGUCGACAGCAGUGAUGAGUCCAGUCAAGAUUUGGACAAGCUGUUGAUAGGAGAUGUGCCGGAUACAGGUGCCACCGAUGAAGAUCCCCACGCGCGCAAACUCAGGCUGCUGAUGAAAGAACUGCUCACAACGGAAGUGAAGUACAUCGAGGAUCUGGACUUGUGCAUUCGUCAAUUUGUUCAUUUUGUAGAGAGUGACCCCUCCAAGCCAGGUUUGCUGGUAGGGAAGAAGAACAUCAUCUUUGGAAACAUUGAACGCAUUUAUGAAUUCAACAGAAGUGUUCUGCUGCCAGCUUUCCAAGCACUGGAGGAUAGUCCGCACAAGCUGGGGUCAGUCUUUUCAGAAAAUGAGGCUGGUUUCGGCCUGUACUCGGUCUACUUCAAGAACAUGCCACAACAGGAGGAGCUGUUGGAAGACUGCGCGCAGUACUUUAGAACCAUCCAGAUCCGUGCCUCUGAUCCGUUCACUCUGAACAGCUACUUGAUAAAGGUGUUCCAGAGGAUGACGCGUUAUCGCCAGUUCAUUGAGGGUAUUCAAAAGCAUGUGGUCGACCCGGCACAUCAUGAGGCCCACGAGGAGCUAAGAGCCGCUCUGUGGAUCGUCUGCUUCCAUCUGCGCCAUGGCAACGACCUUCUAGCGUUGGAUCGACUCAAGGGCUUUGAUGGAAAUCCUGCCGAGCAAGGCAUGCUGCUAAGACAGGAUGACUUCGUCGUUUGCGUCAACAAGCAGUUCCGAAGUCCAAAACGACGUGUGUUCCUUUUUGAGGAAAUGGUCGUUGUUGCCAAGACACAACCAGCCAAGUCUAAGAAAGAAACAGAAGACACGUAUCACUAUAAGGAAGGGUAUCGGCUCGGAGAUAUCACUUUCUCCGUAUCUGCUGCUGAGAAGAAAUUUGAAAUCUGCGUAAAGAAACACACAAAAGUGACAUUUCAGACGGCAAAGGAGGAGACGAAGCAGGACUGGGUGGCUGAUAUUCAGAAGCUGCUCUACCACCAGGCUGCUCGAUUGAAAGAGCGAAUGGCUUCCAUCACCAGUGGCAUUGAAACACCCAUAUUCGACCGUGCCAGCUGGAGCCAGGGCAGCAUGCGAGGCUCGCGGCUCUCGGCUAAAGCUCUGAUGAUGGCCCCGGCGACGGCGUCGUCAUAUCGCAUGUCCUACCAGUCUGUUGGCAGCAGUGAUGUAGUCCUCCCUUCGUCACCACUGUCACUGUCUCACAUGGACUCGAUUAAUCCCGAACCAUCAUCGCGUGUAGACCGCGGCAGCAUGCUAUCCUCAGCAACGCUGAAGCUUGAUGAGAGUGCUGUCCCAGACAAAGCACCCGCAGCUGUGAGCAAAACCAAAAGCUUCAGGGAAACUUCGCUCUGAAGUUCUGCACAGUUCAGCUAUGGGAUAGUGCGGCUGGCCUUGGCGGCGCACAUGAAUCACUGAUGGCAGCCACUGACAAGGUAGAUACGGCUGUCUGUUCCCUGCUUCUGGGACAUUUUACUUAGUCAUUCUGCUGGACUCAAAGCAACCUCAGCUGGUAUUGUCGACUGCAAGUCACAAUAGUCAAUGAUACAGAACCUUUCAAGAUACAGACACACAAACGCUUGCCAAUUAUUAUUUAGAUCUCUUGGCACAUCAGUCUUGCUCACCCCAGCCCAGUGCACAAUGGUCUACGUCAAAAUGAUAGUGUAUCAAGAAUAUAUCUAACCGUAAUCAAGUUCAAGGACAAUGGAUGCUGCUUCCUUCUCCAUACAGAUCAUCUGAUUAUCUUCUGGAUAUAUAGAAUAAUUCUACUGGAGAGUUUUUAAGUUCUCCCAUUCAUACCUUCCCUGUUGAUCUUUAACGGCAUCGAACCAUUGCAAGUUCAUCUACGAGACUACAGACGACUAGUAGCCAUACUGUAAGAGACUUCAAUGUGCAUAUGACCCACAUUGAUUGUUGGAAGUCUAUAAUUUUCCUGUUUUGAAAGAAUAAUUAUUUUUGGUGGGAAGUAUUUCCACACAGUUCAAGUAUAACAACAUCAAAUACCCA
This is a messenger RNA of Sycon ciliatum, 4352 nucleotides long. RefSeq lists its product as uncharacterized. NCBI's taxonomy places the organism in Eukaryota, Metazoa, Porifera, Calcarea, Leucosolenida, Sycettidae. The transcript has 22 exons. Gene Ontology annotation, molecular function: guanyl-nucleotide exchange factor activity. The record is from RefSeq and is a predicted model, not a curated record. Bases 240 to 3701 code for a protein of 1153 amino acids.